AUGGGUAACAAGAGCAGCAAGUCUGUCAACAUCUCCACCCCCGGAAAGGGAGACGUCGCAGUCGACGAGAACAAUCACGUCGGAAAUGGCGACACUGGCAAAAAUGAAACCAACAACAUCAUUGAGGGGGCGAAGGAGCAAGUGAAGGAUCUGAUGAAGGAUAUUGCAAUAGAAGCCGUGAAGAAGGGCGAAGAAGUGAUGGCAGAAAAAGAAGCGGCGAAACCGAAGGAGAAGGAAAAUGAUGCUAAGGCCGAGACCAAGGAGGUGGCGAAGGACGAGACCGCUGAGCCGACCACUCCUGCCACCAAGGAGGGCGAAGAGGUCGACAAGAAAAAGGUCCAAAAGAAGCGAUCAAUCCGAAGCAGAUUAAGCUUUCUCAGCAAGGACAAGAAAGCCAAGAAGGAGAAACCCAAGCCUUCGUCGGAGAAUGGAAAGGAAUGGAAAGACAUGGAGCACCAGCAAAAGUCAAGCUCUCAAGAUAUACAGAAAGCUAUUCAAGAACUUGACACCAAUAAACCAACUGGAAUCGAUGGGAUCCCACCAAUUUUUUACAAAAUUUGUGCAGACUCACUGGUCCCUAUCCUCACGCUUUUGUUUAAUGAAUUUUUAUCCACUGGAGAAUAUCCUGAAGAACUGAAGCAAGCCGCCGUAUUUCCACUCUACAAAGGAAAAGGAAAAAGAUGUGAUCCUAAAUGUUAUCGGCCAAUCUCAAUUCUUUGCACAACAACAAAACUGUUCGAGUCUUGCAUAUAUCAUAGAAUUAUGCCAUUUAUGGAGAAAGAGGACAAAUUAAACCAUCAACAACACGGAUAUCGACCAUACCGAUCCACACAGAGUGCUAUCCUUAAAUUGACCAACGAGAUCCGGAACACUGGAGACGCGCGUGAAAUUUCAGGAGCAAUUUUUGUUGAUUUCUCUUCAGCUUUUGACAACAUUAUUCAUAGUCGUCUCUUACAAAAGAUGGAAUCAUUAGGAAUCACCGGAGAACUAAACAAAUGGUUUGCAGCUUAUUUCACUAAUCGAACCAUGUUGGUGAGAAGAGGAAAGAUGAAGUCUGCAGUUCACAAGCUCCUUCGAGGGACUAGCCAAGGUAGCAGCCUCUCUGGACUUAUCUUCGACAUUUAUGUCUACGACAUCCCAUGCUGUAUCAAAGAAUGCAGCAUUUAUCAAUAUGCAGACGAUCUCGUUCUGAUUGCCACAGGAAAGACGAUAAAUGAGAUCAACGAUAAAUUGCAAAGAGACCUCCAGAAUCUACAGGAUUGGUGCCAUCAAAAUGGGAUGGAAAUAAACAUUAAGAAAACACAAAGAGAGCUCGUGCAAGAGCAAAUCCUCCUCGGGCCACAAAUGCUUGGAAAGUAUCCUCGAUAUGAUUACAGUGAUUGGAUUGGACAGAAAAUCGGAGUCUUUGGGACGAAGGUUUCAAAAGUGGGAUCGAAUUUCAAAGUGCAUCUUCAACUUCAUCCGACUAUAAUGGAGGCUGUUGAUGCUGGAUUGUUGAAGUAG
Molecule: messenger RNA, 1503 nt
Organism: Folsomia candida
Lineage: Eukaryota; Metazoa; Arthropoda; Collembola; Entomobryomorpha; Isotomidae
Product: probable RNA-directed DNA polymerase from transposon BS
Exons: 4
Coding region: 1-1503 (500 amino acids)
Biological process (GO): nucleosome assembly
Cellular component (GO): nucleosome
Molecular function (GO): structural constituent of chromatin; DNA binding
Source: RefSeq, a predicted model, not a curated record